Messenger RNA from Amoebophrya sp. A25, 2350 nucleotides. Lineage: Eukaryota; Dinophyceae; Syndiniales; Amoebophryaceae. The record is from the annotation of a GenBank genome assembly.
CUCAAGAAUGAUGGAGGGGAUCCCUUCUGAAGAUUUCUCCGAGGUUGGCGGCCUUCCGCCUCCGCCGGGUCUAGAUAUCGACUCUCUAGAAAUCAAAAGGCGCAGUCCUACCUCUCCUGCCAAACAGAUUGUUGCUUCAGGAGCUCCAACUCCGUCUAGUACAGCGACAACUACUGUACCUUCAUCUUCUAACAAGAUCUCGAACUCUUCUUGGAACCAGGGAAGCUCUACUGCUGAAAAUUCAGGUUUAGCACGCGUAGAAGAGGAAGUCGACUCCAGCAGCAGCGACGAUGGUUUGGAAUCAUUGCUGAAUAGACGCUUAGAACAAUCCACAAGGGCUCGACUGGGACGUCAUGAACUCGCAAGUGCAACUACUGUAGAAAAGCAAAGUCUUGCUGAUCGUAGUACUACCAGAAGAAGGAGUUUUGUCGCGGAAAAGAAAUCUUCAAAGACGAGAGUAAAUGAAGAAGAUGAAUCUUCAGAAGCAGUGAAAAUUGCAGCAAAAUCGGGAAGUGACCUAAGCGAAAUUCUGAAAAGAGUGCUGGCGCAUAGAGGAGAUGGAGGAGAAGCGUCUUCACUGCAUGCCUACAAGCCUCCAGGAACAAACUAUAAACAAGGCUCCAGUAGUACUUUGAACAUCAAUGACUUGAUUGGAAGUAGUGAUCCCUCUGCGAGAGAUUUUAUCAGCAGUGGUAGCACGCGCAUCGGAUUUAGUGGGAGUUCGUCGUCGUGUAGUAGCAGUGCAGCAGGUGAUGGUCGUGGCUCGUCUAGCGCUUUUCGCAAUCGAACACCAGAGGUUGAACCCUCUUUGGCGUUUCGCAAGAACGGUACAUCGAAUUACACACUCGAUCACCAUUUUGCGGAAGACAGGAUGCUGCAGACAAUCAUGUCAAGUCGAAGUGGGGACAGUAGUGGCACACCAGCAGAGGGAUACACUUCAUCAAGCGGUGGUGUUCAGGAACAAGACCAUGAGAACCAUGCGAACGACGACCUUUUGAUGAUGACCUCCAACAAGAUCAAUCAAAGUCAUGCGAGCGCGGAAGCAUCUUCAUCUUCCAGCACCAUGUUCGCACGUCCACGUGAUCCAGAUCGCAAAUUUCGUCGGCCUAUGACUCCUCCAGGAGUUCAGGAACAAGCAACUACUGAGAAUGCUCCAAUCUCAGCAUCACCAGCCUCUGGUGUUCCACGGUUGACUCUUCGUCUGGUCGAUAAAAUGAGAGCACACGAUAAAGCUGCUUCAUCUUCCUCUCCUGGAAUCACUGCAGCGAUUGCUGAAAAACCCUUUCCCGAUCAACUACGCAGUGGCACCACAAGUGAUCCUCUACUUACGAGUUGUACCACUUCUUCUAGUCUUUCCCUUUCGGCUUCCACCAAGAAGAAAUUUAAUGACAAGUCCUGUUCAUCUACUUCCAGACGUCCAGUAUUCUUUAUUCGUGGGGGUGGAAGAGAGGGACUUCGCAGUACAUCAAUUCCAAAGGCAACUGCAAGUCGAGUUGGAGGUGAGGUGACGUCCAUUCCCAUUCCUGAAGAGGACAUUCCGAACUUCGGCGAAGCAGGUCCACAGCACAGGCCCCACCGAAAAGCACGAGCUAUGCUUGCGGCUAGCGUUGGCGUUCCGUCAGCGAAGAAAUUCAAAAAUGGUCCAGUGAAGAACAAGGAUCAAGGAAACAAGACGACGAGUUCGACUUCUAAAGGGAAGCAGUCGUCCCAGCCGUACACGACGACAAAGCAGAUAAACAAGAAGGAAGAACAAGAAGUAAAUUACAAUCCACCUCCAAGAAUUCAUCAACAGGCUUCUAGUAAAGAAUCAUCCUCUAGCAGCGUAUCAGAGGGCGGAUUGGCCUUCAAACCUCGCCCAUCAUCAGGAAGUAGUACUAGACGGUCUAGUGAUCUGCUUUCUUCAGGACGACGUACUAGUGACGUAAAGAUUUCUUCGGCCGAUCGCUGUUCACCUUUUUUAUCUUCUUCUGCCAGCAGACCAUCUGCAUCUUCAAAGGACACGAAGACACAACCUCUCAAGAAAAACUCCUAUUUGUCCGCGGACAAGAAUAAAAGCAGCAUCGACCACACCUCGGUCAUGCGGCGGCAUCUUACUACUAGUUGUACCAGUACGAUAAUAAAGCCUGUAGAAGUUCUCGUCCAAGACGCGUCUUCUGGCUUCCUCGGUCGGGGUCGGGUCUUUGCUCAAGUCGUCGUUGCACCAAAGGAGGACACAGUUGAAGAAGCUAAAAAAUUCCAAUUUGGAGAUUUGGGUCCCCUCACGGCAUCGUUAUCAAGAAGCAAGGAAACUAUCGACCAAACACAACACCAGGUGAAUGGGCGGGCUUCGACUACGACUACUUCUUCUUCA